Paramecium pentaurelia is the source of this 2907-nucleotide messenger RNA. Lineage: Eukaryota; Ciliophora; Oligohymenophorea; Peniculida; Parameciidae. The record is from the annotation of a GenBank genome assembly.
AUGUUAACAAAUAGUAGUACAGACUAUAUUCUCGAAAAUACUUUGAAAGAAAUCUUGUCUGAUGUAAUUGUUUUGUAUUUAAAUUAAAGAUGCUUUAAUUACUUGAGUAGAAUAUAAGAUCAGAAGUAGAGUUGCAACACAUACAAGAUCAACUAUAGGAUUAUGAAAAUUUAUAAUAAUUAGCAGAAACAAUGAAGUUUAUCUUUCAAGCUUUAAAAAAGAAAUUUAAAGAUAAUAAUUAUUCAUAGAAAUUUUUCAAAUGUGAACCAAAAACAUAAAAUUAUGAGAAAUUAGAAUAAGCAGUACAAAAAUAUGAAUAAGAAAUAAGAAUACACAUUAGAGUAUGAUUAAUUGGUAUAUAAAUUUAGUUAGGCUUAACAUGAGAUGAAAAUAUUCAUUGAAACAAUUUAAUAAUAAUUAGAAGAAUCUGAAUAAAUUAGAAAAGAAUAUCUUAAAGAAACAACUUAAAUGAUAUAAGUAAUAUAUGAUUUUAAUUAUUUAGAAACUAAAAAAAGAGAAUUAUAAUUUGAUUCAAUAAUUGAAGUAUUAUACUUAAACAUAUAAAUAAUAAACUGCAUUAAAUUCCAGAAGGGAUAGUACAUAAACUAUAAAUUAAACAUUAUAAAAAUAGACAUCAAAAUCAAAUCAUUUAGGCAAUGAAUCAGGAAAAUAAGAGUAAUUCAAUAAUAGUUAAAUAAUGAAACUGCAAUAGACUUAAAACAAUAGUUUAAAUGAAUUAUUAAAAAAUAAAGAGUCCUAAAAAUCCUUAACUUAGCGACCCCUUAUAUCAAAGUAAUAAUUCAUAUUCAUAAUAUUAAGUCGAAAUAAAAGUUAUUCUGUAGGAAUAAGCAAAUAGAACUUAAUUAAUAGUAGCUUAAUUUAAAAAUUGAUAUAGGAAUAAACAUCAAAAAGAAAGAGUUUACAUGCAGAAAGUCAUAGAUCUAAAGGAUGUUGAGAUUUAAAAGAAAUUAUCUAAUAAUUGAAAAUAUUAAUCAUAAAUUUUAUUAUUUUUUAAUGGAAUAAAUAAUUUAGAAUGAUAAUUUAGUGUUGUUACAAUAAAAAAUAUUAAGCUAUCCAAAAACUAAUGAGGAUCUUAAAGUACUUCUAUUCUAUAUAUUAAGACAAUGGCAACAAUAAUAAAAGUCACAUAAAUUUUCAACAAAUUGAAUGAUAUCUAUCACCAACAAUUAUCACAAGAAGGAUAAAUCAAAGUAAAUUGAUAUGAUAUAUAAAAGCUUUGUAAUUAUAUAGAACUUACAAGUUAUUAACUUGGUGAUUAAGUGUUACCAAGUCAGAAAUUUGCAGUAUAACUAAUUGUAAAAGGAUAAGUUGAAGUUUAUUAUUUGGAAGAAGGUUAUAUCUAUAAAAAUGAAAAAUAUCUCACAACAUUAGAUCCGUUAUUUUAUAUUGAAGAGGACUUUUAAUUCGAUAAAAUUAAAUAUUAGCAAAAUCAACUUAUAUAUAAAGUAGCAAUCAAUAAUUCAAUUUUACUGAUGAUUGAUAAAAAAGAAUGUGAUGAAAUUUUUAAAUAUUAUGGAGAAAUAUUUUUGUUUAAACACAAAACUUUAUGUAAAAUAAUACCAGGUUUAGGUGAAUUGAAUUCUAAACGAAUAUUGGAGUCUCUGACCAAUUAAUUUGAAAAUAUUAUUCUUCCUCAUAACACUUAUAUUACUGAGUAUUAUAUACAAUUUAUUUAUUUAAGGGAAAAUCAAUUAGGAGAAAAUCUCUUUUUUUUAGCAUAAGGUCAUAUUUCAUUUCAGAAGAAUAAAGAACACUUAUUUAAUAUAGAAGAGAAUGGAAUAAUUGGAGAUGAAUUAUUAAUUGAUCCUGAUUAAGAUUAAAAUAGUGUUUAAACUUAUUACUAUACUGUAAUUGCUAAGUCAGCAUAAGUUCUACUAUAUAAAAUUAAACUUAAGAUCUUUACACGUCUCUUUCCAAAUUCAAUUAUUAGAUAAAUUAUUGUUUAAUAUAAAUGUAAUAAACUUUUAUGAUUUAUAGAAAAAUAAUUGAUGAGACUUCUUGUAGGAAGUAAACCUAUUGAUCAUAAAAAAUGUAAUACUUCACCAAAUAAUCAAAUUAAAAAAUCUAAAUCUACUUUAAUUUUAACUAAAGAUUCAAUAAAAGCUUAUGAUAAUGUAGACAUAGUAUUCUAAUAAUAUUAAGUAUAAAUCCUAAAUCUAUUAGGUACCUAAACAUAGUAGAGUAUUAAAAUUUAAUAACAAUUUGUUGGAUAAAUUCAAUAAAAAAUAUAAAAAAACAGGAAAAAAAAUUACAAUUAAUGAAUUUGUGUAAUAAACAAAAUAAAGUGAUGAACCUUAAAUGAAAUUAUUAGAAAGAGUUGAGAAUCCAUAUAAUUUUGCCUCAAAUGUUAAUACAGAAGGAUUUCUAAAGAAAUAUUAUUCAAAUCUAAUUAGAAUUGGAUUAGUAAAACCUCCUUUAAGAAUAGCUCCUUAAAAUUAAGAAGCUAUUCAAAGGUCAAGAGUAAUUUCAGCUAUGAAAUUAAUUGAACAUACUCAUGAUUAAUUGAAACCAAAAAGAGCUACAAGUGCUGCCUUCGGAAAAGUAGAUCCUUUACUUACAAUCAAUGCUUUAGUGUCUACUAAAGAGAGUGAUAUGAAUGUUAGUGCUUAAAAGCAUUUUGAAAAGAAUAAAACAAUGACUACUUUCAAUCCAACACCUAGAACAUAAUCAUAACCAUAAUUAGGCUAUCAUAAUAAUGUCACUCCUAGGUAUUCGUCUGUGAUAGAAACACCUAAAUGUGAUACUCCAUAAUCAAGAUCAACAAUGGCAAAAUCCUCAUAACUGGUUUUUAGACCAUAUUCUGGAUUCAUGGAUCAUACUUCACGUUUGUCCUAAUAAUCAGAAAUAAAUAAAAGAUUAAAGAAGCCAAAUCAACAUAUUUUUUGA